UUCGGAAAGCAUUUAUGUCUAUUAAAGCCUGCUCCCCCACACACGCACACAGAAGAAGCACGACGAGAAGGCGAAGGCGAAGGCGAAGGCGAAGGCGAAGGCGAAGGCGAAGGCAAGGCGACGAUGGUGGUUCACACUGCCGAUGUGUUUUGGUUUUCCAGCGUUGCUUUAAUGGAGGAGAUGCAGGCGCUGCCACCGUCGCACGGGUCAUCGGUCCCGGUGGUGAUCAAGCUCCAGUACUCCGCGCUGCACUUCUUCAGAGGGGGAGUCACGGUGGCGCCACCCUCCCCCUGCCGCUACUUCCAGUUCGAGCUCAGCGAGUUCCUCCACCAAGAAUCUCGCCGUCGCGUCGUCUCCUUACUCCUCUCCCAUAUAAACGUAUACGGUGGAGAUUUCUCCGUAGCUCAGUUCGUGGAGGAGGAUUUCAUCUCCUUAUCCGACGACCUAGUCGAGCUCGCCUUGGGCUCGGGCAGAGGGAUCGAGAUGGAGAUCGACGCAUUGUCCAUCAACGUCUGGGGCGAGGAGGAACAUUCUUUCGACUACGGCCUCGGCGGGGACGGGCGGUUUGGCGGCGUGCCAGCCUCGUCGGAUUCGAUCGCGAAGCUGCAGGCGCUGAGGUACGAGGAUGGAGGAGGCGACGUUCGAGAGAGCAGCUGCAUGAUAUGCUUCGAGGAGUUCGAAGGGGGAAUGGAGGUGACGCGAAUGCCGUGCAUGCACGUCUUCCAUGGCGACUGUCUCACCAGAUGGCUGGAGAGCAGUCGUCUCUGUCCUCUAUGCAGGCACCAGCUGCCGCCUGCGUCAGCUGAUUCCUGA
Molecule: messenger RNA, 813 nt
Organism: Musa acuminata AAA Group (dessert banana)
Lineage: Eukaryota; Viridiplantae; Streptophyta; Magnoliopsida; Zingiberales; Musaceae
Exons: 1
Coding region: 124-813 (229 amino acids)
Biological process (GO): protein ubiquitination
Cellular component (GO): cytoplasm
Molecular function (GO): zinc ion binding; ubiquitin protein ligase activity
Source: RefSeq, a predicted model, not a curated record